Megalops cyprinoides (Indo-Pacific tarpon) is the source of this 4844-nucleotide messenger RNA. Its product is annotated as retinoic acid receptor RXR-alpha-A-like. Gene Ontology annotation, cellular component: nucleus; RNA polymerase II transcription regulator complex. Lineage: Eukaryota; Metazoa; Chordata; Actinopteri; Elopiformes; Megalopidae. Gene Ontology annotation, molecular function: zinc ion binding; nuclear receptor activity; nuclear steroid receptor activity. Bases 191 to 1693 code for a protein of 500 amino acids. The transcript has 11 exons. The record is from RefSeq and is a predicted model, not a curated record. Gene Ontology annotation, biological process: negative regulation of transcription by RNA polymerase II; anatomical structure development; positive regulation of transcription by RNA polymerase II.
GUAAAGAGGGCGCAAAGAAGAGCCGGAGCAGACAGAAGUACUUUACUUACGUUCAGUGAAUUUUGACACAACAGACAGAAGUCAGAAUUAAGGUCGUCACUGUUUCCCUCUGGAUCCUUCUUUAUUUGACUCCAAGAAUAUCUGUUCAUUUUCUGCUCGGAGCAGCUGGCAUGAAGCUAGUCCACUAGACAUGGAAACCAAACCGUUCCUGUCUCUGGGGUUCCUGAAGCCCCAGUGCUCUCUAGCGCCGCCCCCUCAGCGGAGCAGGUCAGGGGAGGGCUGCAGCUCCCUCACAACCUGCUCCUGUUUCACCGGCAUCUGCCCUCUCCACCAGCGGCGGCUGUCCACAGAUGCCUUGCCCACAGGCCCCCGGGUGAUGGACACGCCCCCUCUGCACCCGCCCCUCCUCAGCCCCUCCUGCUCCUCCUCCAUAGGCCAGCUGCCCUCCCCCAUCAGCACCCUCAACUCACCCACCAACGGCCUGGGGUCGCCCUUCACCGUCAUCAGCUCGCCCAUGGGGCACCACCCCAUGUCUCUGCCCUCCACGCCCGGCAUGGGCUUUGGCCACAGCAUCAGUCCACAGCUCAGUUCCCCGAUGAAUGCGGUCAGCAGCUCGGAGGACGUGAAGCCCCCGCUGGGUCUGAAUGGAGUGAUGAAGGUUCCCGCCCAGCCCUCGGGCACGCCCCUCUCCAUCACCAAGCACAUCUGUGCCAUCUGUGGGGACCGCUCCUCGGGUAAACACUAUGGAGUGUACAGCUGUGAAGGCUGUAAGGGCUUCUUUAAGAGGACGGUGAGGAAGGACCUGAGCUACACCUGCAGGGACAACAAGGACUGCCUGAUCGACAAGCGGCAGCGCAACCGCUGCCAGUACUGCCGCUACCAGAAGUGCCUGGCCAUGGGCAUGAAGAGGGAAGCAGUGCAGGAGGAGAGGCAGCGGGCAAAGGAGCGCAGCGAGAACGAGGUGGAGUCCACCAGCUGUGCCAACGACGACAUGCCGGUGGAGAAGAUCCUGGAGGCGGAGCUAGCGGUGGAGCCAAAGACGGAGACGUACAUCGAGACCAACCUGGGCGUGCCCUCCAGCUCACCCAACGAUCCCGUCACCAACAUCUGCCAAGCGGCCGACAAGCAGCUGUUCACGCUGGUGGAGUGGGCCAAGAGGAUCCCUCACUUCUCACAGCUGCCCCUCGACGACCAGGUCAUCCUCCUGCGAGCAGGGUGGAACGAGCUCCUCAUCGCCUCCUUCUCUCAUCGCUCGAUCGCGGUGAAGGAUGGUAUCCUGCUGGCCACUGGCCUGCAUGUCCACCGGAACAGCGCCCACAGCGCGGGGGUGGGGGCCAUCUUCGACAGGGUGCUGACGGAGCUCGUGUCUAAGAUGAGAGACAUGCAGAUGGACAAGACGGAGCUGGGAUGCCUUCGAGCCAUCGUCCUCUUCAACCCUGACUCCAAGGGCCUGUCGAACCCCAGUGAGGUGGAGGCUCUGAGGGAGAAGGUGUAUGCCUCUCUGGAGGCCUACUGCAAACAAAAAUACCCAGAGCAGCCUGGGAGGUUUGCCAAACUGCUGCUGCGCCUCCCGGCUCUGCGCUCCAUCGGCCUGAAGUGUCUGGAACACCUGUUCUUCUUCAAGCUAAUAGGGGACACGCCCAUCGACACCUUCCUCAUGGAGAUGCUGGAAGCGCCGCACCAAAUGACCUAGUAGGCGGGGUCUAGCCUGAAGUCUCCUCCCCCUCAAAACAGGCUCCACCCCUCUCUGCAGACAGACUGUCUGAUGACAUCGAAGCGACACCGACACUCAAAGCUGGAUCAACCCCUUACUUUAUUAAAUGAGACUGAAAGCUGGUUAUCUUGUUUGUACAUGUACAUCUGAUGAAAGAAAAGGACAGAAGAGAGAGAAUAUUUUGGGGCACUUUUGAAGAUGAUGUGGAAACGGAGAAGACGUGAUGCAUAGAGUUAUUUGUAAACAUGCAGUACACAGUGAUUCUGAUUUCAUUACAGGACAUUAAGAGCAUUGUGCUGGGACAAUCACAUUGUUUUACACAGAGCCUCUCUCUCCCUCACUGUCUCUCUCUGCCUAACAGGACUCAUCUUGUGUUGGGGGGGGCAUUUCUGCGUAUGGGGGCAGAGAGCAGGGGCGGUGUUGGGGUUUAACCCCCAGCUGCCUCCAGAAGAGAGGGAAAAUGGGCAGGCAGUCAUCGCUAGAGAUUUUUGGGACAGAAUCCCAAAGAUGAGGUAGCAGAGACAGUAGCCACUCCCCCAGUCUCCCAGGGAGUCACACUCUGUCUCAGAGCUCCGCAGUGCCGGACCUCACACACCUGUUACAGGUGUACCUUUCUCUCCUCUCUCGCAGUGCUCACUGGUGCAGGGUCACAUCCCUGUCUGUCAGCGCUCUGCUAUUGGGCAGAGCCGUGGGGAAGAUAAGACACACCUCGAUACCUCAGUGACUCCCUCCUGUGACCCCUGACCUCUCAGUCCCUCCCUGUGGGCAUCACUGUUCUCAUUGGGCCAGGCUGCGUUGGGCAGGAGACCGUGGUGAAGGUGUAGGUUUUACUGUGAAUGUAUACAGUGCAGUUUAACUCAAUCCCAAAAGCACUGGCGCGUAGCUGGAGAGACGUGGGCAGCUCACGGGAGGCCUGGGCUGCAGAGAACGAAACCUUUUCUUGGCACUUAACUUUGAGUUUGGGAGGAAAGCAGCUGAGCUGAAGGCUGUCUGCGUGGAGGAUGCAGCGGCACGGUUUCAGCAGGAGGGCCAUACAUACGGCCAGAAAGAGCAGGUGGCGCAUCUCUGGGCACACCUCAGUGUCAUUUGAAAUAAGUACUCAUCAUAUAUACAUAUAUGUGUAUAAAUAUCUCCCUCUCUGGAUUAUUUUGCUUUUAACCUGCUGCUGCUGCUGCUGCUGCAAAACUAUGCAUCUUGCAUUUCCAAAGAUUGUUCGUCGUGCAGUUUUUAAGGGACGACAUCAAGCUGUUGAGAGUUCGGAUGUGAACGGUGUGCAGAGAGACAGGCAAGGUGUGCGGGCGCAAGCGAGACCGGGCUCAGGGACGCUGUCGGCAACGGGAGGGCUUUUACUGCCCUCUAGUGGAAGAGAUGCAACAAUGCAACUUCACCAGUACCGUGUACAACAACUGUAUUUAAUCCGUGAAAUGGCACUUUUCAUUACAUUACAAACGGUUUCUCAGUCAGUCAUGAACAUAUUGAGAUAUGACUGGCUAAGCAAUGAAACAGAUAUUUACCUCAGGAACUCACAACAGUGAAAUAAGUUUCUUUAAGAAACUUGUCAGUAUUGAAAAUCUUUUUAUCCCUAUCAUACGUUUAAAAUUUAUUAACAUAAUGAAGAUAGAACCUUUUUAGCAAUAACAGGUUUGUAAAGUUGCGGAUACAAACACGAAUCGGGACUGCACGCAUUCGUUGCUCGGGUGUAAUUGGGCGCUGUAAAUAACAGCUUUGUCCGGAUGCUGCUCACCUAAAUCCAUACUAACGCCUCAUUGUUGCCCUCUACUGGACGUCAGGGUUUAGCACCUAUACGGACAGACAAACAGACCAGUGUUACUUGUUCGUUGUUGAAACAAAUUCAAAUACUUAAAUAUUUAGAUUUGUCAGGAAUGAGACAAUUAAAUCUCUUUUAAUAAUCUGUUUUUUACAUAUGUAGUUAAUUACACGGGUGUAAGGCAACUCCCAAUGUAAAGUGUGACCAGCAUGUAAUAUCUUUUGUGCGGUGUCAUUAAUAUACGAUUAUAAAUGAACAGCUCUAGCUGCGAUUUUAUAUGGACUUGUUUUAUCCGACCUGAGUACUUGGUUUGAAUCAGGGGACCUCUCUGAAUGACGUCGUGUUUAUGUACCUACAGUUCUCACAGGUUAAUGAACUUACUCACCUGCUUUCCCUGCUGAGGGAGUCAUGUUUUUAGAUCGACUAGCAUGAUAGACACCUACUUAGAAAAUUCAUUAGGUUUUCAGUUAUGUAAUUUCCCCAGCUAAAUAAAAGCCAUAUGUAAGGUUACAGUGGAGGGGGCCAUCGGAACGAAUUCUGAAACAUAUAUGAAAUGAAAACGAAAAAGAAAUGCUUUAUAUAUACCAUGAAGCUAUUUUGUCAUUAUGUAUACGUGUGUAUAUUUAUAUAAAUGUGUGUUUGUUAAAUGUAACUGGUAUAUUCUAGCAAAGAGGGAGAGAAUAAUGUCGUUAAAUCUAUGCUAAGUCAGGCCAGAACAAUCCGUUGUCGUGCAUUUCUCAGAGCCUAUCGACACUGUGUUUUUCGCUUUAUUCCCGUGAGGACGUCACGUCGGUCCUCGGUAUCUUCGGCCGAUUUGGUUAUCAGCUUCGAACAGCCAGCAAGCGCUUGACCAGCACCUUCGACCCCCAACAAAACGAUCGCACACCAGCUUUUAAGGGUUGGACAGAAACCUCUCUCAGACCUCCAGGUGCAACAGAACAAACUGCAUUAAAAGCAACUCUUCAGGAACCUUCCUGUUUACCGGUCUAUUUCAGUGCGCGUUUCUGCAGCUCAAUCGGGAUUGGCCAGCCGCAGAACAGGCGCCGACCUGCAGGUGCCUGACGUGUGAAAUUGGACAGAAAGGGGCUUUGUCUAACUUUUGUCUUCAGAGUUCAGUUUAUUUUGCAACGGAUUGAAUGAAAAUUCGAACACAGACACUGCUUUUCUUACGGCAGUUUAGCGACGGUAACAUGUCGGUGAAAAUAUCUAAAGCAAAGCAAAAUCUAUUUUUGUACAAAUGUAAUUUUAUCCCCUGCUUAUAUAUCCCCAAUAGUAAUUUACCUUCGUCCUAUGGAAUGUUGUAUACAUUAUUUGUGAAAAUGUUAAUUUUAAAUGGGAAAACAGUACCUUGCAGAAUAAUAA